GUUGUAAUAUGAGGUCAAUCAAUUUGGUGCAACUUGUAUUUCGAUACUCUUUCUUUCUCUCUUACUCUUCUGAUUGACUGUAAAUACUCUCUACUGCAUUUAAUCAUAUAGCAAUUAUACAUAUAACAAAUGGAUUAUAUUGAUUCUACAUCUAUUUCUCCGCAAACUUUGCAAAGAAACAAAUCAACAUCAUCGCAAUUGAGCGACGGCAAGCCUCGCAGACAAAGAUCAUUAGUUCGUCCAGAGCGUGAAAGAAAUGAUCGAAACAGCCGAUUGUACUAUUAUAGACAACGGGCAACUCAAGAUACACCAUCAGAUCCAACAAGAAAUCAACCUGUAAAAACAAUCCCACAAGAUCCAACGUUUAGGAGAUCGACUGCAAGAGAGCAGUUUUUGCGACGUGGUAAAAGCAUUCUCGGUAGAGAAGAAAAGGACGUAAUUGAAAAUACAACAAACCAAAAGACAAAUUGGUUUUCAGGGUUUGACCCUUGGAUGACUUAUUGCAGACUGAUUACAUUCUGCAUUCCAGGGCCAAUUUUAAGAUGUGCAGAAAAAAUAGGGCUUGUUUCAUUUAUCUUGUUCAUCAUGGGUUGUGUUGGUUUCCUGACAUUCGGAUUUACACAGACAGUUUGUCCUGUACCACCCUUGAGUGUUCAUGGAGGACAAGUCAGUCCUGGUUACUUGAUUAUCAAUGGCUGGGCAUACAUGCUGGCGGAAUGGGAACAUCCAGUUGGUCCUACCGACGAAACGACCAAUAUUCUUUAUCCACCUAUCAAUGCUGGUGGCAUGGAUGCCUCUUUCUUGUUUCAAACACUUCAUCCAGAAUGCGAUUCUGUAUUUAUACCCCUACAGCAAGACCAACCAAUCUACUUUCCUUGUCAACUGUUCAAUCCAAACAAAACUGAAGCACCUCUUUCUUCUCAAUUUAUGAAUCGGACAGGUUGUCAUUUCUCUACAGAUGCACGCAAUUUAUACGAUCGCUUUCAAAUUCAAGGCAUUCCCAAAAAGACUGGAGGUUUUGAUAAAGCUGCUCGUGUAUUUUAUGAUUGGGAAGAUGUGAAAAGUGGUGAUUCACUUGCUGUAUACAAUGGCGAUAUUCUGAAUCUCAAGCUAUUGUUGUCACUGCCAUCAACUUAUUUUGGGACAAGACCAGGCGGAUUAAUCGAGAGUAUUUUGUCCAAUAUUGAUAACUAUGUAGGAAAAGAUUUGACAAUGACCAUCAAUGCAAACAGAGCUAAAAGCAAUUCAUGGGAAGAAGAAGCUAAAUGCAUGUCUGCUACAAUUAAAGUCGGUUCCAUGGAUACAAUUAGCUUGGGCUGUAUGGCUUCUAAUAUCGUCCUUUACGUCUCUCUCAUUGUUAUCUUGGGCGUCAUUAUUGUCAAGUUUGGGCUAGCUAUAAUCUUUGGUUGGUUUUUAUCUUGGAGACUGGGAAAUUUCAAAGAAGGCUCUUCCUAUACUGCAAGAAUGGAACGAGAGGCAGAAAUUGAAAAUUGGACAGAGAAUAUGCAAGCUACAGCACCCUUGCCAAAACUUCGAGUUCAGUCUACUAUGCAAGGGAAUUCAAAAAGAAAAAGUGUGUUUCCCCAAACUUCUCGAUUUUCUCGACCUUUACAUGGAUCAACUCGAUUCAAUCAUGAGAAAAACGCACCUUCGUUGUCAUUAUGGCCAACACCAAAUAGUGCUUUGGAAAGCCAUAUUAGUCGUCAAAAUAACCUUGAAGGGAUUGAUACCAGUCGUGUUUCGCUUUUCAAUGCUCCUUCUAGGCUAAUGAAGACAGAAGGACAUUAUCGUCAGGCAUCUGGAUUCUCUUCUGAUUUAACAAACUCUACAGACACAAGCUCUACAGGACCCAUAUGCCCUUUACUACUAUCGGAGUAUGCACUAAGACAGCCUUCCUCAAGUUAUAUGCCUUUCAAUUUUCCUUUGGCUCAUACUAUAUGUUUAGUUACUUGCUAUUCUGAAGGAGAAGCAGGCAUUCGAAUCACACUUGAUUCAAUUGCUACGAGUGAUUAUCCAAAUAGCCAUAAACUCUUGCUUGUCAUUUGUGAUGGCCUCAUAACUGGCUCAGGUGAAACUCAGUCCACACCAGAUAUCUGUGUUGACAUGAUGCGCGAUCUAAUUGUUCCAAAAGAUCAAGUACAGCCCUUCUCUUAUGUUGCUCUGGCUGAUGGCUCUCGACAAAAUAAUAUGGCAAAAGUAUAUGCAGGUUUCUAUAAAUACGACAACUCAACUGUAGCUCUUGAGUAUCAACAACGUGUACCUAUGGUUACUAUAGUAAAGUGUGGUACUGAACAAGAAAGAGAGAAAGGAAAUAAGCCAGGCAAUAGAGGCAAACGAGACUCUCAAAUCAUCUUGAUGCAAUUUAUGCAAAAAGUGAUGUUUGAUGAAAGAAUGACAAGGAUGGAAUAUGAAUUUUUCAAUCGCAUUUGGCAAGUAACUGGCGUACCUCCUGAUGCCUAUGAAAUUGUGUUGAUGGUAGAUGCUGACACAAAGCUAUUUCCUGAUGCUCUUUCGAGACUUAUCUCUUGUGCUGUCAAAGAUCCUGAGAUUUCUGGGUUAUGCGGUGAGACCAAAAUUGCAAAUAAGACGAGUAGUUGGGUGACAAUGAUCCAAGUUUUUGAGUACUACAUCUCUCAUCAUCAGUCAAAAGCAUUCGAAUCUAUAUUUGGUGGUGUCACUUGUUUACCAGGCUGCUUUUGUAUGUAUCGAAUCAAGGCACCCAAAGGACCUGAUGGCUAUUGGGUGCCCAUCCUUGCCAACCCUGAUAUUGUUGAACGCUAUUCAGAAAAUGUAGUUGAUACUCUCCACAAAAAGAACUUGCUGCUGUUAGGUGAGGAUCGCUAUUUAUCUACAUUGAUGCUUCGUACUUUUCCCAAUCGAAAGAUGAUGUUUGUUCCACAAGCUGUAUGUAAAACUGUUGUACCAGAGACAUUUCUAGUUCUGCUAUCUCAGAGAAGAAGAUGGAUUAAUUCGACUAUUCAUAAUCUAAUGGAGCUACUUUUCGUGCAUGACUUGUGUGGCACUUUUUGUUUCUCAAUGCAAUUUGUUAUAUUUAUGGAGCUAGUAGGUACCUUGGCUUUACCUGCAGCUAUUUCGUUCACAGUCUAUCUCGUCGUGAUGGCUAUCUUAGGGCAACCAGCUCUGAUUCCACUGAUUUUACUGGCACUUAUUCUUGGCUUGCCAGCUGUUCUAAUUGUCAUGACAAGCAGAAAAGUUGUUUAUGUUGGCUGGAUGCUCAUUUACUUGAUCAGUUUGCCUAUUUGGAAUUUCGUGCUACCUAGUUACGCCUACUGGCAUUUUGAUGAUUUUUCUUGGGGUGAUACUAGGAAGGUUGCAGGUGCCGAAGCUGACAGAAAAGCAAAUCAUGGAGACAAAGAAGGUGAAUUUGAUAGUAGUAUCAUUGUCAUGAAGAAAUGGAGUGAAUACGAGAAACAACGAAGAGUAAAUGAAGCCAUUGAUCGAAAUCUGCCAAUUCCACGUUUUGCCAACAACAAGAAAAAAACUGUAGAUGUGUUUCGCGAUUCGGCUAUACCCGUAAAGAAGCUCGGAUCAGCUGGCUCCAGUGAUAGUGAUGUUCCGCUGACUCAAAUGGGAUAUUUACCCGCAGGAUCAGGCAGAAAUAACGGUAUGGAACAGUGUUCCAACUAUAGAGAAAAACCAAGAUUUGUUCAAGGAAGUCUCUGUUCCUCGGCUGAAAUUGACAUACCACUGUUUAGCUUGAAGAAUGACCCUACACAAAAGUCACACUAUUUGCCAUCCCGUGCUGAGCAUGAGAUAGGAUUGAAUACUUCUAUGGUUAAUCAAGACAAUCAAGAUAUCAGACAAUUCCCAUUAAACUCACCUAGCAGAUCCAAUUAUCUUCAAGGCAGCUCCAUAUGGUCUGAUCCUGCAUCCCGUCAUCAUCAACAAGUCUUGGAAUGUGCAUCGUAUGCUCGUAUUGGCAUUGUUUGCCUUUAUCUUUUCUCGCUCGGUUGACUGUUGUACAUACACAAUGUCUCUAACAAAAAUGAGUGAAUAAAAUGAGUGAAUAAAAUGGUUCAACAAACAAAAAAGAGCAAAAAGUGCAACGUAGUACUGUCACUGCUUCUUUUUUUUAUCUCGUGAUUUUCUGAUCCAUCUUGCAUUCUUUUGUUUGUUAAAGAGUGUGUAUAAUUUGUAAAAUGAUUUUGUCAUUUUCCAUGUGGCAAAAACAAUCGUUCAAAAAAAAAAA
Gilbertella persicaria is the source of this 4210-nucleotide messenger RNA. Its product is annotated as chitin synthase-domain-containing protein. Gene Ontology annotation, molecular function: chitin synthase activity. The transcript has 6 exons. The record is from RefSeq and is a predicted model, not a curated record. Bases 130 to 3975 code for a protein of 1281 amino acids. Gene Ontology annotation, cellular component: cell periphery; cell septum. NCBI's taxonomy places the organism in Eukaryota, Fungi, Mucoromycota, Mucoromycetes, Mucorales, Choanephoraceae.